Molecule: messenger RNA, 4272 nt
Organism: Bombus huntii
Lineage: Eukaryota; Metazoa; Arthropoda; Insecta; Hymenoptera; Apidae
Product: odorant receptor 2a-like
Exons: 5
Coding region: 857-2131 (424 amino acids)
Biological process (GO): sensory perception of smell; detection of chemical stimulus involved in sensory perception of smell
Cellular component (GO): plasma membrane
Molecular function (GO): olfactory receptor activity; odorant binding
Source: RefSeq, a predicted model, not a curated record
AUUUUCUUUGUAACAUAUUAAAUAACAUACUAAAUAAACUUGCUUUUUGACAAAAUGAAUUUAUUUCUUUUCGAGUGUACAGAAUAUUACCACUUACAUUAAUACCACUUUAACGCCGCGCUAUGCGUUUUUAUAGAUUAUCACUGUUAUAUUAACUGUUACAUAAUAUUAUAGAAAUUUAUUCUAGUCGAUACAAUGUUGCACCUCAGACCAACGUUACAAAUGAAAUGUUACGUAUUUUAUCUUAAACUCGAACUUUUCGAACGAAAGAAACGCAAGUGUAAGAAAAUAAUAGCGCCUUCACCGCGAGCGCAAGAAAAAAGUUACUAAUUGCAAAUGGCGGAGGAGAUAGUAAUUGGUCUAUUACGUGUUCGCUAUCAAAGUUUACUUUCGAAGUUCACUUACGAUUGUCGCUUCAAACUUCCUAACGUAUGCAGAUACGUCGGUGACAAAAUUGCGACAGCGAUUCGAACAAUUCGCAUCAAUGGCGUGUCGCGCCUCGAGACGACAGCGAUCAGAGAAUAUGUAAUCACUCAUUAAUAGACAAUUAAUAUCGAUCGAAAAGACUCACGAGAAUCUCUAAUUUUCCGAUACAAACUGUCUCUUCUCUACUAUCUUUAUGAAAAGUCUAAUUACCGGCUAUAAGAGAAGUAUCACAAAUUCAGGAACUUUUUUUUCCACUAUUGAUCAAAUAUAUCAAAUAUACAUACUUAAAGAGCAACUGAAUCCUUACGAAUCGUAUCAAAAGCUAUAACACUAGUUCCUUUUGCCAUGUGUUAUUCUACCAUCCUUCAAUAUGUACAUCGGAUUACAGUUGACACGAAAAGGAUCUUAAUCUCCAUAAAUUACAAUAUACAUGACACUUGAAAAAAGAGUAAUAUCUCGACAAUUGCAAUUCGAUACUGUAGCAGUCCUCAAGCUAAAAGUCUUGAGUCAAGUUGUCACGUCUUUAAGAAUGAAGAAGCCGAUAUCGUCGUAUGUAGAACUGUUCUACGACGAGAACGUGAUCUCGUGGAGCAAACGACUCUUGAACUUAUCCGGGCUAUGGCCGCAUAAUCGUAACGAUGUUCGAUUUUUCUUCUACAUUACGUACGUCGUGAUCUUCACCUGGUUGGAGAUUGUGACUCUGCUGCAGAAUAUACACGACCUUGAGAAGACACUGAAGAAUAUCACGUUAUCGUUCCCGACCAUCUUGAUAGUACUGAAGGCCAUGAUGUUUCGGUUGAAUAUGCAUCUCGUGCUACCAUUGCUAACGGUCGUGAAAAGGGACGUGAAGCUUGGAUUGUAUAAAUCAGAAGAGGAAAGGCGAACGGUCGUUUGGUAUAACGUGGCCGCCACGUUAUUUUCCACCUCGUCGGUCUUGUCUUUAUUCUUCGUGCCCACCUUGUUUUAUGCCAAACCAAUCGUCGGCUGUCUUUUAUCCAAAUUCAAUAAUUGUACGCUUCCUUACGAGUUACCGAUGAAAGUGAAUAACAUUUAUGAAGUGACAGGAGUACAAUCAUACGCUUUAUUGUGCGUUUAUUUAAUACCAGCAAGUAUGUUGUUAACAAUCGGUGCAACCGGCGCGGACAGUCUUUUGGUGACGUUAACGUUUCACCUUUGUAGUCAACUUUCAAUUCUGGCACGUCGUGCCAGAAAUAUCAGUAUUGAACCGCAAAUAUAUUCUCCAGAAAUGAGAGCGCUCGUUGAGCGACACAUCGAGCUUCUCCAAUUGGCAAGUAUUUUAGCAAAGGCAUUUAGUUCUCUGAUGUUUAUACAAACAUUAGGAUUAAUAUUCUCUUUAUGCAUCGUGGUCUACCAAUUACUCAUGACGACCGACUCUGGAGAAGACAUAAAUACCAUACAUUUUAUAAUUUACUCAUGCGCUGUUGUACUAUUAGCAUUCUCCUACUGUUUCUUGGGGGAGUGUCUAAUUAACGAGAGUAGUGAAAUGCAAGUGGCUUGCUAUUUCAUAAACUGGUAUGAAUUACCGGAACAAUACACGCGAUCUUUAAUAUUUUGUAUCGCUCGAUCGCAGAAACCAUCAUACCUUACCGCUGGCAAGUUCUAUGUGUUUUCCUUAGAAACGUUUGGCGUUGUGAGUUAUUUUCCAAAUAUAACAUCACUGAAUAUUAUUAAAUUCUUGCACUAAAUUUGUUUAGUACAUACAUAAUUUACACGUUUCAACUUAUUUGUAGAUAGUAAAAGCAUCGAUGGCAUAUCUCUCCGUUUUGAAAAGUAUUAUUUGAAUGAUUACAAGGAUCAACUCAACUUGUUGAAUUUGUUGAACAUAUAAAAGAAACAAAUUAUUCGAACCAUUAAUUACGGAUAUACGACUUGAUCUUAUAAUCGAACAGUGAAACGAUAGAUUCAAUUCUUAAAUAUUAAACGUAAAGCUGUUAAACGCGCACUAUAAUUUUCUACUGUGAUAAAAGACUCAUCUUUCGUAACCUUUCAACUUCUUUAAUUUCCCUUAGUAAUAAUUACUUUAAUCAAUGCAAUUAUAUAUUUCCUUCAUAUCCCUAAAACAUUACUUUCACUAUCAAUCUUCUUAUGAUACGGUAAACGGUGUACGAUCGACGAUUAUUAACCGAACUAGAAUUAAGUGUCAGGUCUAAAAAGAAUAAACGUCAACGUCGCCCAGAUAGAAUGACUACAGAGAUCGAAUCUGUCUAAUCAAUUUUUCUCUAUUGGAAGCCACUUGUACGUGGUUUACAACGUACCAGCGAUAUACGUAUAUCAAGCUCUCGGAAUGUAUCAUUCUAUCUAAUCGUCGUCGAACACAAAUACGUGUUGGCUGAAGGAAUUAAAAGAAAAAUUUAUUUCGGUUUAUUCAAGAAAGAUACAGAGUGUACAACUGCCGAGGGGGAUACAAAUUAUGCAUAUAACUCGUGCUUCACGGUAAAUAAUCGUCCCUAUUGCCAGGUCGAAGCACGUGGACCCUGACGUCGUGUGUUAUCUCUUUACAACGACCUCGAUCCUACGAAUGGAGUAACAGCUAACGUGCAUACGGCCUUCACGAUACACCGAUCUCUCGCCACACGGUCCGCUGCGAUCCAUGCACGUUUACAGCACGUGUGUACACUUUCAGUGGCAGGAACUUAAGUAACAGUGUGCAUCGUCAUGUACCUUUAACGCCAAUCCGGAGAGACACGGCUGAUCCUCCACGAGGUAUUCAGACAUGGAAAAGAAACAGACGGCAAAGGCUUUGCACGCGUUUCGUUUCAGAGCAGAGAUACACGGCCGCGACUUAUACGAUCGCGGGACAACGAACCAGACGAUGGUUGGUUGCUUACUCGGUGUACGAUGGUAUGGAGCGAAUUCUUAGUACUCAUGGCCGAAUCGUCCAGACGUUCGUAAACAAAGGUAUAUUAUACUGAUAAAUUUGUUUUAAUCGAAUACAUGAUGAUUAUAAAAUAAAAAAAAGAAAAAAGAGAAGGAAAGAAAAGUUAAAGGAUAAGUAUGAACCGAUAAUACAGGUAAAUAAUAAACCGUUCGAACGAUACUCUGCGGUAGCGACUAUUAAUAGCUCGUGUUCAUUCCCAGCGGAGCAAGUUAGUGUAUAUCGAGAAUCGCUUUUUCACCCUUUCCUCCUUCGCGGUUGUCAUUUUUCAUUUCUCAAAGUUGAUCAUCGGCACAAAACGGCUUCUUCGUCGGUACGGAGAACGUAAAAGAAUUUCGCCACGAUUAGAACGAUUCGUUCACAUGCGUAUCCUGUGGCCGUGAUGUACGAUUCUUGAUAACUAAAAAUCAAAUCCAUACCAAUUCGCACGGGCGUGCAUGGAGAUUUUUAGGAACGGGACCGUGUCGGUCGGUAUAUCGUAACAGCCUGUGUAUGCUAUACAAGCACAUAAACACAUGGUAAUGUAUUCGAUGCUAUUUAUUUCUUUCUUUCCUUUUUUUUCUUCAUUCAGACAAAAUUGACUCACACGUUCACAUGUUAAUACGCCUCGCAGAUGCAUUCGCGGUUACCUCCCACAAUUAUGUUCCGUAUAAAAUCGUGCGUCUGCCUGUGCACGAGGUCCUCUGGUGUAUGUGUUUGUGUGUACGAAUAUGCACGUUAAGUGUACACACGAUACUUCAUGUACAAUAUUCUGUCUGUUCUCUGUGUAUUUCGAAUUAUAUGUAUGUGUUCGUGCGUACUGUUCUCUGUGUGUUUGCGGUUAAUGGAAGCGAGAGUUCACUAAAUGUCUUUCGUUCUGAGUUCUUUUCACGUUGUGUUCAAGAAACAGAGAAAAAUAGCGGGAGAAAGAGAAAGACAGACAGGGACAAAGAGAGAAAGAGAGAGAGAGA